Molecule: messenger RNA, 2709 nt
Organism: Fusarium oxysporum Fo47
Lineage: Eukaryota; Fungi; Ascomycota; Sordariomycetes; Hypocreales; Nectriaceae
Product: syntaxin-binding protein
Exons: 5
Coding region: 252-2366 (704 amino acids)
Biological process (GO): endoplasmic reticulum to Golgi vesicle-mediated transport; intracellular protein transport
Cellular component (GO): cytosol; Golgi membrane
Molecular function (GO): syntaxin binding
Source: RefSeq, a predicted model, not a curated record
GGGAGCUUUCCAGCAACCGUAGUAUUGGAUCGUGGCCUCAAGCUGCCAUCAACCAAAUCGAUACGAUUUCUUGAGUUGAAGAUUGACUGAACAUUCUGUACCUAGGAUUCUCUAAGGCUACAACAUCUUGUUUCGACAUACGUUUCCUCCUACAAUCGAAUCUGCUGUGAACAAGCGACCUGGCCAUUCUCCUGAAUUACAUCCCACUAUCACCACCUUAAGCUCUCGACGCCCCGACGUCAUCUGCCAGUAUGGCAACCAAGGGAAACUCCCUGCGCGAUCGCCAAAUAGCGUCGCUAAAGAAAAUCCUCAACUUGAACGAGACUGUCGAAUCCUCCGAGGCCGACGAAGCCCAUGCCAACGGUCUACUUGCUCCUGUUGCGCCUAUCCUCGAUGCUGAUGGCAACCCUAUCUGGAAGGUACUGGUCUUUGAUGACCUCGGUCGGGAUGUUAUCAGCAGUGUUAUGCGCGUUAGCGACUUGCGGUCAAUGGGCGUAACCAUGCACAUGCACAUUGGCGGCGCAAGGCACCCUAUCCCCGAUGUUCCAGUCAUCUACCUCCUCGAACCGAAUGCGCAAAACCUCCAAGCCAUUACAUCCGACUUGCAGAAGGGGCUUUACACUCCCGCUUACAUCAACUUCCUCUCCUCCCUCCCCCGUGUCCUUCUCGAGGAGUUCGCUACACAAACUGCUGCUGCUGGAACAUCCGAACACAUUGCUCAACUGUUUGACCAAUAUUUAAAUUUCAUUGUCGCUGAACCAGAUCUAUUCAGUCUGGGCAUGCAAAAAGAGCAUACGUAUUGGGCAUUGAACAGUGCAGCCACCAGCGACGAGGAGCUUGAUCGCGUAGUGGAUAAGAUUGUUAGCGGUCUCUUCAGUGUGAUUGCUACUAUGGGAGUCAUUCCCAUUAUCCGAUGCCCCAAAGGCGCUGCUGCAGAGAUGGUCGCUGCGCGUCUCGACCGAAAACUCCGAGAUCAUAUCCUCAACUCAAAGGACAACCUCUUCUCAGGGCCACGAACAAACGCUUCAUCCAGUACUCACUCUUCCCGACCCGUACUCAUUCUUCUCGAUCGAAACAUUGAUUUGGUGCCAAUGCUUUCUCAUUCUUGGACAUAUCAAAGUCUGGUUCACGAUGUUCUCAACAUGAAGCUGAAUCGCAUCACCAUCGAAAGCCCUGCGGAGGAAGGAAACCCUGCCAAGGGCCCCACGAAGAAGGGUUACGAUUUGACUACAAACGACUUCUUCUGGGCCAAAAACGCUGGCAGUCCUUUCCCUCAAGUAGCGGAGGACAUCGAUGCUGAAUUGACCAAAUACAAAGAAGAAACAGCUGCGAUUACGAAAAGGACUGGUGUUACAAAUUUCGAAGACUUGCAGGCCGAUACCAGCGCGAGCGCUCAGCAUCUCAAGGAGGCAAUAACGUUGCUUCCUGAAAUGAGAGAGCGCAAAGGCAUUCUCGACAUGCAUAUGAACAUCCUGGCGGCUUUAUUGACAGGAAUUAAGGACCGCCAGCUUGACAACUAUUUCCAACUGGAGGAGAAUGUUGUGAAGCAGACCAAACCUCAGAUUAUGGAAAUCAUUAGUGACAGUACCAAGGGUUCUGAACCCGUUGAUAAGCUGCGAUUGUUCAUCAUCUGGUACUUGAGUACAGAACAAGAAGUGAGCCGACAAGAAUUCGAGGGUUUCGAGAAGGCCCUCUCAGAAGCUGGCGCGGAUGUAUCAUGUCUGCCUUAUGUUCGACAGGUUCGCGCUACAACCAAGAUGACACAACUCACUACCAUCAACAACACUGCUCAGCCUGCUCAAACUUCAGAUCUCUUCGGCCGCUUCUCGUCUAUGUCAUCUCGUCUCACCGACCGCCUCAAAGAAUCAGGAGUGCCCACUGGUCUGUCAUCAAACUUUGAGAGUCUCAUCAGCGGCGUGAAAAACUUCCUCCCUGCCGAUCGCGAUUUUACAGUUACAAAGAUCGUCGAAUCGAUCAUGGACCCCUCGUCAGCCUCCUCUUCAGCCAUUGCCAAGACAGAGCACUACCUCUACUACGAUCCUAGAUCCGCCAAUGCUCGAGGCACCAUGCCUCCACCAAGUGCUAUGCGGUCUGGCGCUGGAGCUACUCCAGGCGGCAUGCCUGGCUCCCAAGUGCCCGGACAGACUGCUAGCUUUGGUCAAAGAAGACAAGGCUUCAGUGAAGCCGUCGUUUUUACAGUUGGCGGUGGCAGCAUGGAUGAAUAUGGUAACUUGCAGGAGUGGGUAAGUCGAGCAGGAGGCGACAGGGCUAAGAAGAGGGUUGUAUAUGGCAGCACAGAGAUGGUGAAUGCUGCAGAGUUCAUUAAGGAGGAACUAGACACACUAGGAAAGGAGGUAGCAUCAUGAUGCUUUGGCUUUAAAGAAUAGAUAAUGAGAUUUCCGAAUCAUAAAGGCACAAUAAAAGCUUGCCAAUUGACUUGAAACUAUUUUUUGCAAGGUACUCUCAGACAACUCGUCGACAGUGAAAUGGUAUGCUGUUGAUGUGUUUCUGGACCACUAAGUACCUUGUUGACUGAAUCUGUGUAUGCUGACCGAAAUAAUGAUAAGUAGCACAAUAAAGCAAGCAAUCAAAUGAGGAGAUUUUGCUUCAAUCCCCUUCUUUCAUCAAUCUUACACCUCUUGUGACAUCCUCAAAGUCUCCUUUACUGUUGCGUGCUACCCUAAGCCUCUCCGAGUUGGUACGCGGAAC